CACCAUUUUUCACUUCACUGAUUCACUCGUGAACGAGUUGAUCUGAGUCACAGAGAUCAGAGAGCUUGUGGAAGUAGAAAUAAAAAAAUGGAGAACACGGCGAUGCUGAAGGACUGGUUCGAGCGAGUCGACUCGGAGAAAACUGGAACCAUCACAGCUCCUCAGCUCAAGAGCGCUCUCUCCGUCGGAAACCUCGAAUUCUCUCUCUCCGUCGUCCAGCAAAUGAUCAGGAUGUACGAUUUUGACAGAAAUGGCACUAUGAGCUUCGAUGAAUUCGUUGCACUCAACAAGUUCCUUCUUAAGGUUCAACAAGCUUUCUCUGACCGAGAAAGGGGUCGUGGCUAUAUUGUUCCAGAUGACGUAUAUGAGGCGUUGGUGAAGAUUGGUUUCUCAUUGGACUCUCCUGCUUUUUACACAGUUUGCGAGAGCUUUGAUCAAAAGAAGAAUGGGAGAUUUCGGCUGGAUGACUUCAUAUCUCUUUGUAUAUUUUUACAGUCUGCUCGGAAUUUAUUCAGUUCAUUUGAUACAGCAAAGCAAGGCAGGGUGACUCUUGAUCUCAACCAGUUUGUCUUUUGCACUGCAAAUUGUAGAAUAUGAAAUCAACUCCAGAAUACCAGGCAAAGGUGACUAGCAGAUGUGGUACAUUGCCUCCGUACAUUUGUCUGAUGUUUAUACUAUAUUCUAUUUUUCUGGCUCUGUAGUUCUUUUAAUACAAUUGUUGAUACUGAAAAUUGCUUAUUUGAAAUGAUGAUGCCAAGCAAGAUGUGCUUUAGUAA
Quercus robur (English oak) is the source of this 776-nucleotide messenger RNA. RefSeq lists its product as uncharacterized. The transcript has 10 exons. Bases 88 to 597 code for a protein of 169 amino acids. Gene Ontology annotation, molecular function: calcium ion binding. NCBI's taxonomy places the organism in Eukaryota, Viridiplantae, Streptophyta, Magnoliopsida, Fagales, Fagaceae. The record is from RefSeq and is a predicted model, not a curated record.